AUGGAUUCGGAUUCCGGCGAGCAAAGCGAGGGCGAGCCCGUGACCGCCGCAGGUACCGAGGGGAAGAGGAAUGAGGAAAUCUCUGAGGACCAUCUACUUUUUACCCCUUUCAAAAAACUUUUCCAAAGAUCUCAGCACCAGAAGAUCUCUGACCUAGCAACACCCUGCAUAGGAGGGGAAAGGGGUGGCCCCGAUGUGUUUAGUUCCAAGAGCCUUGCCCUUCAAGCCCAGAAGAAGAUUCUGAGCAAAAUAGCCUGCAAAACUGUGGCCAACAUGUUGAUUGACGACACCAGCAGUGAGAUCUUUGAUGAGCUCUACAAAGUCACCAGAGAGCACACCCACAACAAGAAGGAAGCCCACAAGAUCAUGAAAGACUUAAUCAAGGUGGCGAUCAAAAUCGGGAUCCUCUACCGGAACAACCAGUUCAACCAGGAGGAGGUUGUCGUCGUGGAGAAGUUCAGGAAGAAGCUGAACCAGACCGCCAUGACCAUCGUCAGCUUCUACGAGGUGGACUACACCUUCGAUAGGAAUGUGCUCUCCAAGCUCCUACAGGAGAGCAAGGACCUGGUGCACGAUCUGGUGCAGCGGCACCUAACACCCCGGACCCACGGGCGCAUCAACCACGUCUUCAACCACUUUGCUGACGUGGAGUUCCUCUCGACCCUUUAUAGUCUGGAAGGAAACUGUAGACCCAGCCUCAAGAGGAUUUGUGAAGGAAUCAAUAAAUUGCUAGAUGAGAAAGUCCUCUGAACAGUGCCCCUCCUCCUGGACUU
Molecule: messenger RNA, 773 nt
Organism: Molossus molossus (Pallas's mastiff bat)
Lineage: Eukaryota; Metazoa; Chordata; Mammalia; Chiroptera; Molossidae
Gene: TNFAIP8L3
Product: TNF alpha induced protein 8 like 3
Exons: 4
Coding region: 1-750 (249 amino acids)
Biological process (GO): regulation of apoptotic process
Cellular component (GO): cytoplasm
Source: RefSeq, a predicted model, not a curated record